CUACUGGACGGCCCGGAUCCUGUCGAACCCGUCUCUAUUUUUCCUCUUUAUCUCCUCAUCGCUUAGCUGCAAGAGGAUGGCGCCUUCUGCCCAGACACCCAAGCGCUCCGUGUCGUUUGGACCGACGACGGACGAUGAGAAAGGGGCUCGGCCGUCGAGCGUGGCCAUGACGCCGCAAUCCAGCACCGACGUACUGGCGGGCUCCACGUCUGCGCAGUCGACGCCCGCCGCUGCGCUCAAGCCGGCCCUGAAGGCAGGUACGGAACGCAACAAGCUUCCUCCAAAAGAGCAGUACCAGCACCCCGAUCCACUCGUCCGUCGGCUCCGGCUCGUCGACGCCGCGGGCGACCCGGUCAACCUGCGCUCGUACUUCAAAAAUGUGAAAUGCGUCGGCUUCUACUUUAGCAGCCAGUGGGCCGGGCAGCCCCUCAAGGAAUACCACCAGACGAUUAAUGACUUUGUCCGGGUCCACCCCAACGAGUUCAAGGUCGUAUAUGUCAGCGUCGAUGUAGAUGAGCAGUGGUACAAAGCAGGCGUCAAGGGGCAGCCUUGGGUGUCGAUGGUCUGGAACGACGGAUCUUCGCUGCCGUCCGAUCGCCAGCCAAAUUCUUCUUCGCUCAAGAAGGAAUCUGCGGUCCAAGACGACUCGGACGACUCCGAGGACGCGCCUCCGGCACUGUACAACAACGAGGACUUUCUCCUGGCGUCCGAGGCCGACAUUGACGAGUCGCUCUCGCGCUCUGACACGUCUGGCACCGCGUACCUGCGCCCCUUUUCGCGCGUCCACCUGGCCGCCAAGCUCAACAUUAUUGCCGCGCCCACGCUCUGCGUCUACCAUCUCGAGAAACAAAAGAUGCUCGACUGGAACGUGCGUAUGGCCAGGCUCGGAAAGAUGCGGAGGCAAGAUACCUGGGAGAGAUGGCUGCGGGGCGAGGGACCCCAGACGCUCAGCUUUGGCGAGGCCAUGCAAAGAAAGCCAAUCACUUUUGCCAUGUGCGCCCUGGCCAUCCUCUACUGGUGCCUCGUCUACUUUGGCGGACCAGAGUACAAUUUCAUUCGAAGGUACAUGGACGGUUUUGACCGUACCAACCAGCCGCUCGUUGCCAGCGACAAGUCAUCACCGCCACACUUUGACUUCUGAAACUUCCAAAGUGCCCUUUUCUUCGUUUCCUCCCCUCUCCUCUCGGCUCUGUACUUGUAACUUCUUUCUCUCACUCUCACUCUCACUCCCACUCUCCUUCCUCCUCUCUUUUAACUCACACAUUCUUGAUCGUCUUCUAAAGUACAUAAAUCCGUGGGAUGAAUAAAGUUCGGGAGAAGAGGUGGUGGUCACGUUACCCCAAUCUAUGCUCCUGUCGUGUGCUCGUUGUCGUUGCCGUUGUUGCCGUCUCUGCGGCUGGCUGCAUUGGUGUGUCCUCGUCAUUGGUCGAUUGCGGUUCUGUCGGUGCCGCUUCUGGCGCUGCAUGGUCUGUUUUCUCGCCGCCCUCGGCAGUGCCGCUCUCUGCCUUUUCGCCCUCCUGCAUACUUUCUUUUCCGUCCGUUGGCGCUUCCGAUGUCACGGUCU
Molecule: messenger RNA, 1564 nt
Organism: Acaromyces ingoldii
Lineage: Eukaryota; Fungi; Basidiomycota; Exobasidiomycetes; Exobasidiales; Cryptobasidiaceae
Exons: 4
Coding region: 77-1141 (354 amino acids)
Source: RefSeq, a predicted model, not a curated record